UUUCAUUUAUAACUCUCAAUUUUAUUUAUCUUUCAAAAGUGGUUUACUUUACAACGUUAUAAUUAAAAUUAAAAUUUUAUUAAUAUUUUUUUUAAUUUUAGUAAUGAUUUCUAAACUAUGAUCAUCAAUUGAAAUUACUAUGUUAUACACUAUGUUUGAAAAAUGUGAAGACGUGGCUAUUAAAAAACUAAAAACCAUGUCCCAGUGUGUUAAAAAUAAUACAUAAAAUAUGUCUCAUAAAAUGAGCCAUACCCGUUUAGUGGUACUAUGUUCCAUUGCCAAUUUUAUAAAUGCUGCAGACAGAGUUAUUAUGCCUAUUGCAAUAAUACCAAUGACUAGUUAUUUCAAAUGGACUAUGCAUUGGCAAGGAUGGAUAUUGUCAGCAUUUGCAUUUGGUUAUUUAAGUAGUCAAAUAAUAGGAGCUUGUGCUGCUCAAAAAUUUGGUGGCAAAGUGAUUUUAUUAUUGUCCGUCUUUUUAUGGUCAAUAUCAACUGUUGCAACACCCUGGGUUUCCCAUAAUACAUUUGCUCUAAUGCUAUGUCGAGUAUUAUCUGGAUUCGGUGAAGGAUUAGGUUUACCAACAAUAUUUCAUAUUUUUGCCAACAAUAUAGCAAUUACUGAGCGUUCAAGUGCAUUUGGUUACUUAGUGGCUGCAGGUUCUGUUGGCCAAACAGUGGCAUCUGUGAUAUGUCCACAUUUAAUGUGGCAAACUAGCUUCUAUUUAUUUGGUUCAAUUGGAAUUUUUUGGUCACUUAUUUGGAUUUCAUUAUAUUCAGAAAAAGAUUAUGGAAAAAAUGAUGAACUUCCAUUAAUUGUUAUUCCACAAAGUUCCAGUAUAAGAUUACACUGGAGAAAAUUCUUUAUACAUUGGCCCUUAUGGGCAAUAUAUAUAGCUCAUUUUGCAAUGAAUUGGUCUAAUUACAUAAUAAUGCAUUGGCUACCUACUUAUUUGCGUUAUCUAGAUGUUAAUUUACAAAGUAUUAGUUUAACAGCUGUACCAUAUUUAUUCAACUCAGUAUUUGGAAUUGUUGCAGGAAAUUAUGCUGACAAAUUAAUUGAUAACAGAUGGUCAGUAUUGUCUGUUCGGCGACUUAUGACUACUAUAGGUUUAGUGGGACCAGCUGUAUUUUUACUUUUGUUUUGUACAGUUAAUAGUUUAGCUCCAGCAAUAAUAUUCAUAUCAAUAUCAAUGGGAUUAUGUGCAUGUAAUUCAGCUGGACAUUUAAGUAAUCAUGCAGAAGUAGCUCCUAAUCAUGCUGGCAUUACAUUCUCAAUAUCAAAUACUCUGGCUACUAUACCAGGAAUACUCUCUGGUCCUUUGACUGCAGAACUUGUGACCACAUCACAUGGCCGCUGGUUUCCAGUCUUCAUUUUAGCAGCUGCUUUAAAUUUCACUGGCUCAAUUAUUUACUGUAGUCAAAGUUCAACGUCACAAAUUUUAUAAUUAACAAAUUUGUAAAAAGAAUGCAGAUUAAUUUUGGAAAUAUCAAAUGUUGAUCGUAAUUCAGCUCAAUUAGAAUGGAACAAGCCAGAAGAAAACAUAGAUCCUUUGUUCGAAUUGAAUAUGAAUGAAAAUGAUCAACAAUGGGUCGUUAUUUAUAGGUAUAAAUCAGUAAUAUUAAAAUAUAAUUUAUAUUUAGUUCAAAACCAUACAGUAAA
Sipha flava (yellow sugarcane aphid) is the source of this 1659-nucleotide messenger RNA. Its product is annotated as ascorbate transporter, chloroplastic-like. Gene Ontology annotation, molecular function: transmembrane transporter activity. Lineage: Eukaryota; Metazoa; Arthropoda; Insecta; Hemiptera; Aphididae. Gene Ontology annotation, biological process: transmembrane transport; monoatomic anion transport. The transcript has 10 exons. Bases 230 to 1444 code for a protein of 404 amino acids. The record is from RefSeq and is a predicted model, not a curated record.